AUGGCUGAGAUCAAAGGAGAAUCCUGGCGCAGCCACGGACGGCUCUUCCUCGCUUGCGGUAUCGUCAUUUUGAGUCCCUUCCAGUAUGGUUUUGACUUUGGCAUGAUUGGCGGCUUACAGGCUAUGCGGGGCUUCUUGCAGGUGUUUGGUUACCGCACCAACAAGACGGUCACAGGAUGGAACAUAACAACAGAGAGGCAGCAGCUGAUCUCCUCACUCAUGACACUGGGCGCUUUCAUUAGCGCUGCUACCGCUGGUAUUCCUUCGACCCGCAUUGGACGUCGGAUGUGCCUGGUCAUGGCAUGUGUUACUUGCUUUGUCGCCAACAUCAUCAUGAUGACCACGGACAAUAUCGGAGCACUCUAUGCGGGGCGACUGAUUAUUGGUCUCGCAAAUGGAUACUUCAUGACGUUCUCGCAGCUUUACAUACAAGAAAGCAGUACCGCAGAGCUAAGAGGUGUAUUCCUGACCGCCUUCAACUUCUUCGUCUCCUUCGGAACACUCAUCGGUACUAUAGUCGAUUGGGCUACCGCGAAACGACCAGAUAAGACAGCCUACCUAAUUCCACUUGGGCUCAUCUAUGUUUUCCCGUUCAUUAUCAUCUGCACAAUCUGGUUCAUCCCUGAGAGCCCGCGCUGGUUGCUUUUACAGGGUCGGUUUGAAGAUGGUGUUAAGUCACUUGAGUGGCUACGACCGAAAGGCCACGACUCUCGUGCAGAGGCUUUGGCAAUUCAGACUGCCAUUGAUAAGGAAAAGGAAUCGAGCUCUGGCGUGGGAUGGCUUGACAUGUUCAGCAAUCCUGUUGACCGCCGACGAACAACACUCGCAGUCUGCGCAAUCCUGCUCCAAGCAGCAUCUGGCUCCAUGUUCAUCAUCGCGUACAAAGCAUACUUUCUCCAAAUGGCCAAGGUAUCGGACCCCUUUGCAAUGUCUAAUAUCCUAUCCGCGAUCAGCAUCUGCGCCUUCAUCGCCAAUAGCUUCAUCGUCGUACGCUAUGGCAACCGGCGCGUCCUUCUCAUGACCGGCCUUCUCGUAUGCGGUAUCGUCCAACUCAUAAUCGCCGUCGUAUACCAUAAGCAGCCUGGGAGAAAGUCCACCGGAAAAGUUACUGUGGGACUUACAGGAAUCUACAUGUUUUCCUACAACGGCAUGAUCUCCACAUACGCAUGGCUUUCAGGCGGCGAGCUCCCCACCCAACGGCUCCGAUCCCAUACAUUCGGUCUCGCGGCCUCGGCUGGCUUCGUCGGCGCGUGGCUGACUACCUUCACCGCGCCGUACUUUAUCAACCCUAUGGCCAUGAACUGGGGUCCGCGGUACGGAUUCAUUUGGUUCCCGUCUUGCGUGAUUAGCGCGACGUGGGUGUUCUUCUUUCUGCCUGAGGUCAAGAACAGGACGCUUGAGGAGAUCGACGAGAUGUUUGAGGCGAGGCUAGGGGCUAGGAAGUUUGGCACGUAUAAGUGUGUGGGUAUUGCGGCUACACUUGAUGCUGAGGCGCGGAAGAGUAUCGAGUAUGAGAAGGAGGUUACUGUGAUGAGGAGUGAGAAGGUGGCCGCUGAGAGCGCCGUGACUAGGGAUUGAGCGGAGAAGUGUAUUAAAGGCGGACACUACUUUAGUGCCGCGAAUGCCUGUAGGCUGCUGCAGACGCUUUCCUACUUAAUACUGUAAGCGUAUUCCU
This is a messenger RNA of Cucurbitaria berberidis CBS 394.84, 1675 nucleotides long. Its product is annotated as monosaccharide transporter-like protein. Gene Ontology annotation, molecular function: carbohydrate:proton symporter activity. The record is from RefSeq and is a predicted model, not a curated record. Bases 1 to 1578 code for a protein of 525 amino acids. The transcript has 3 exons. Gene Ontology annotation, biological process: carbohydrate transport; transmembrane transport. Gene Ontology annotation, cellular component: membrane. NCBI's taxonomy places the organism in Eukaryota, Fungi, Ascomycota, Dothideomycetes, Pleosporales, Cucurbitariaceae.